Molecule: messenger RNA, 444 nt
Organism: Rodentolepis nana
Lineage: Eukaryota; Metazoa; Platyhelminthes; Cestoda; Cyclophyllidea; Hymenolepididae
Source: the annotation of a GenBank genome assembly
AUGCACACCAAAUCUGACCCUGAUAAUGCCAGUGAUGAAGAUAAGCCGGCAAUUGCUAAGAUAAUAAUUAAAGGAAGAGUUCCAGUGGAUCCCCAGUGCACUGGCAAAGUUAAUAUCGCACAUGUUCUUCAUGACGGUGACAAUGUUUACAACUUCAUGCUCAAUCAGACAAAUCUGCAGAACAAUAAUAACAAGUACUAUAUGGGUCAAGUUCUGGAAGAUGACGCUGGAGGGAAUUACUCUGUAUGGUUCCGUUGGGGUCGAGUUGGAAAAACAGCUCAAACUUCUCUCCAAAGCUUUGGUUCUAAACAGUUAGCUAUUAGGGAAUUUCAAAAGAAGUUCCGCGAUAAGACUGGCAAUGACUGGCUCUGUCGAGCUAACUUCAUAAAAAAGCCUGGUCACUAUGAUCUUAUUGAACAAGAUUUCGGUGUAAGAGCCUGUUGA